Molecule: messenger RNA, 4049 nt
Organism: Opisthorchis viverrini
Lineage: Eukaryota; Metazoa; Platyhelminthes; Trematoda; Opisthorchiida; Opisthorchiidae
Exons: 22
Coding region: 1-3690 (1229 amino acids)
Biological process (GO): cell-matrix adhesion; integrin-mediated signaling pathway; cell-cell adhesion
Cellular component (GO): integrin complex; external side of plasma membrane
Molecular function (GO): integrin binding
Source: RefSeq, a predicted model, not a curated record
AUGAAUGCUACAUUAGCGUAUAUUGUGUGCGUACUACACGUCGUCAUUGUCACUAAUUCCUUCAAUAUCGACAUUAAUGCACCAAUACUCAAGUUGGGGUCAGUAAACACAUCAUUCGGUUUCUCACUUGUUGGGCACACGAAACCAAACAGUGAUAAGGGAAUAAUCAUAGGCUCUCCAAAAUCCGGUGAAAAUGGCGAAAUAUACUGGUGCCGGUCCCUUGAUUCAACGUGCAGUAAGAUUACUGUGGACGUCCGAGCGCUAGCACGUACCAAUAACGAAAUCAACGGAGCACUCUUUGGGUACUCGAUGUCCUCUUUGGAUUACAAAAACCCAGAAAACGUAACCGUUUGUGCACCAAAACUCACCAGAUCCAUCGUGCAAUCAGACUACGUGACUGGCGGAUGUUUUCAGCUGGACGCGAAUUUACAAGACCCCAAGGCAUUUCAGUCUUCCAUGUCUUUCUGUCAGGAUAUUCCAGAGGCAGCCAAAUCGAUUGAUUUGCGACACUGCACUAUCGGUGCCACAGUUGGUCACCAUCCCCGAAGUCCCAAUAGCUUGUUUAUGGGUGGACCGUACUUUUACUAUGCCAAAGGUAUGGGUGCCAUUCUCGACACGGAGAAGUUUUCAAGAACGCAGACAUCCAGGGAGAACAUACCACCGAACACACUGCUUGGUUCUGCACUUGACGUUUCGGAUAGGAUUUUCGCCCCUCAAUAUGGACCGGACCCUCCAGUUUACGUGGCCUAUGGCGGUCCAGGUGUGCCGGUUACAGCCAACGAAGCCAAAGAUGUUGGAACGGGCAUAGUUCUUAUCUAUCACAGUUCCGAUGUGGACAGUGGCACCGAUUUGAAUCCUGUAAUCCAAAUCAACGGAAACCAGUUCGCAAGUCGUUUUGGGCAUGCUGUACUAUUGGUUGACAUAAACAAUGAUGGGUGGGAAGACUUGAUCGUCGGUGCUCCGUAUCAAGAAAUAGAAGCAGUGGCGGGCGGACAACCGCAGUAUGGUGCGGUGUUCGUGUUCACAAAUCGCCAAGAUUUCGCCGUUGGUGCACCGUACGCAACAGGUGGUGGAAUGGUUUUCGUGUACCAUGGAUCGCGGACGGGAAGAAUCGGUCUUCCUGCUCAGGUUAUAUGUACACCCAAACUGGCCACGAAUGUGCCGCUAAGAGGGCUGGGUUUUGCUGUUGGUCUCAAAGGACUAGAUCUGGACGGUAAUGGAUAUGCCGAUUUGGCCCUCGGUGCUCCGCUGUCCGACGCGGUGGUCGUUUUGCGAACCAGACCAAUAAUAAAGUUCAAAGUACAUCUUGUCCUUCCUGACGGCUCCACACGCAUACCCAGCAAUCUUGACUCACUACCCGACUGCACCGCAGAAGCUUCAAAUCUACCGGGGUAUAUGGCACCAAAAGUUCGGUGUCUGAAUACGAAAAUUUUCAUGACCUAUACUAGCGUUGACGGCAAGCCAUGCAAGCCCGAUGUUCGCUACAGAGCUACUGUUCUGCUCAAGUCCGAUCCACCCACUCCCUGGUUGCGUGAAUUGUGGGAGGAAAUACCCGCAGGAAGUGAGGAAAUCACGACACAGCCGAAAGAUUCGACGUGUGGGUCCCAUGGCUUUGUUAGCUUGGCGUCCAGUACACUCUUCCACGAUUUAUCCAUCGUCCCUGUUAGCUUCAUUGGUGAGAGAAGUGUCAAGGAUUAUGCAGACCAGGCAGAUCGGUUCUUUACGGUGAAUAGAUCUGCAUCAUCGGCUGCUGUGAACAGUCCUGGUGGUUAUUUGCCGAUAGAUCUUGAGGCAACGUGCCGUGAACGGAUGGAGGAUCGAAGUUAUAAGUAUCCGGUGGAACUCGACCAGGGAACAGCAAAAACCGUUCGGAUAGUGUUCCGAGAUACCAAGUUAGUGGAUCAAACGAGUCCAGUGCAAAUUGGUGUUCGGUGGGUUGCCGAUCUACCAGUACCGUAUCCAACGGCGGGAGUUAUGGAUCAGUUCCCCAUUUCAAAUCCUCGUGAGAACAGCCAACUGAUUAAACUCAAUUUUGACAACGACUGUACAGUUCGAACUUGCUGUCCCCGGUUGGCAGUCACUUAUGAAUUCGAAGUUUCAAGGGAUAAACAUGGUCCAGUCGUAUACGUUGGGGAUGAUAAAGCUCAAACGAUCACUGUAAAGGUAACCGUCACAAAUAUUGGUACUGACCCCGCAUUCAUGACGAGCCUUGUUAGUACAUAUCCACCAACCUUGCUGGAACUGGAUCCUACGCUUGGUCCGGGACUAAAUGUUGCCCCAAACGCAGCUAGUUGCUCUCUAGCCAAUCCGCUGAUUCCAGGAGAGAGCCAGAAAUGCCUUCUCCGGUGGUUGGUUGUCGCACACCAACUCACAGUACAGAUGGCUCAGUUCAGUGUAAACAGCACGAUAAUAACUGGUGCUGCUUCACCUGUUGAGGUACACGGUUCACCUACACAUGAACUCAGAGUCAACGUCAAGAUGGUCGUUAACGUGUCUGUUACCGGUACGGUCGAACCUAAUACAGUGUAUUUCUCCGGCAAUGCAAGCGAUGGUAUCAAGUCAAUUUCAGCAGAGAAUCAGAUUGGAGACUCCCGACUAUUAAUCAAAUUCACGGUUCGGAAUCUUCGAAAUCACAGCCUCAUCCCAGCCUCCCGUUUAAUCGUCGACUGGCCCUAUGAAAUCGCCGGAGAUAUCAAAGAAUCCCAUGGAAAGUAUCUUCUGUACCUACUGGACAACCCUUCCGUAGUACAGCAUCAAUUUUCGAUCCCAGGUGAGAAGGAAACGAACACGACUUCUGUGGUAUGCGAUUCACGAGCCUUGAAGCGUCUGGUCAAUCCGCACAACUACCGUAUAUUCAAAUUCCUCAGACCAAGUUCGGAUAGCGUACCGGUCAACCUUGGCCGAGUCGAUUUUCCGAGCAGCCAUCCUUCCGCCUACCCUCCACUUUCUCCCAACAAGAUGUCACAAGAGGUGCCCGGGAGAAAUGAGGACUCUGACAAACAACAGAAGCGACUCAUGACAACAGUUAGUUGUUACAACGGACAGCUCCGCUGUGUGCCCAUUACCUGUGACCUGGGGAAGCUAUCUCACAAAGCUGGUCCAAUCACUCUGGAGUUCAUAGCGCGACUUUGGGAUAAUACCAUGCGACAAGACUUCAAGGAUUUCUUUUUGACAAAGCUCCGACUGUCAGCAACUUGGAGAGCAGAUGUGAAAUAUGGCAUUGAUCUUGGAGACGCAGACCACACUCAAGAAACAAUCGAACUAUCAAUAUUCAACAACCUUGAACCAAAACCAAUCGUACCCAAGUAUACAGCACUUUACAUUGCUCUGGCCGUGUUCGGAGGUGCGGUUGUCUUAGCAAUUAUCGUGAUCAUUUUGAAGAAGGCUGGUUUCUUCAAACGGAAACGGUUCCUUCGAAAGCCGAAACAGGACAACACAGACGCAUCUAAGCCACUUGACCCAGCUGCUGCCAAACCUACCACUACCUCUGCUUCCACCACCCAGUACUCUAGACAACCAGCUGUACGAACAAGAGGAUAUCAAGCAGGCACGAUGAGCAUGACUUCGUCUCAGGCUGGUGGACCUUUGGACGAAGGCCCUGUUACCCAACCAGCUGUUUCCGCUCGUGUAUUCACCUUCGAGGAACCUUCAGGGCGGUUCUCUAGACGUAUUGAGUCCGCAGCUUACUGAGAGUUAUCAUGAAACUCAAACAACCGCAACGCAUUGCGAAUGCCGCACAGAUACCUGAACUUUCUUUCUUAUUUUCAGCCACUUUUCUAUGCAAAAACGACACACCUCAGCAGCAUGCUUUCCAGCUUUCAACUUCAAUUAGUUUUCUUUGACAUGAGAAUUCGCCAAGCUAUUUGUGAACUUCGCAAAAACAGACCCCGAGAUGGAUUCCGCUCGCCAGGUAAAAAUUAGAAAAGAAGAAUUGAACGAUGUUUUUGUAUAUCAGGCCAAACUAAUGCAGUUGAAUAUCAGUCUAUAUAUUCCAAAGUUUCAAAUGAUGUUUUUGAUAUUGGGAUCUAUUGAAAAUAGUAAAACCUGCU